GCCUGCAACCCGAAGAGUGGACGAGAGGGUGAAUCCGCGGUCUGAUGCACAGCCUCCCCGACCUACGACGCCAUGCAUGAAUAGAGGAGGUGAUGGCGUGCGUCGAAAGAGGAUCAGUUCUGCUGGAAGGCCCGGCAGGCCAUCCUCCAGCACUGUGGGCGUGCGGAUGUUUCAGCUGGAAAGCCGACUGCUGGGAGAACACCGCGUUCCAGGCUGCGAGGCAGCACCUGCCAAGGAAUGCCGUGGAAGUGACAAUUUUUCAACGGGAGAUGGCCGAGAUAGCCAACUUCGACCAACGCGGCCAGCCUCCUCGGGCAGCCGAGCUCAUGGAUCUGGUCGAAUCUCCUCAAAGCUCAUUCAGGAGGCAAUGCAGAUGUGUCGUCAAUCUCAAGCUGGAAGCAGCGCCGCUACUGUGUGCAGCACAGAGCAUGGUUAUGAGGCAGUGCCACCUUCAAUGUCACCACCUCCAGAUCAGCUUGAAAGGCCCCGAGCGCCGACCCCGGAGCAAACAAAUCACUGGCUGCAGGGAAUGGAGUUUGGAGCGGAAGAGGAAGCGAAGGCGGCACCACAGGUCAGUGCAGUCUGCAGUACUCUGCAAUGCCCGAGACCAGAGGCGGUUUCUCCACGAGAUGCUCAAUGGACGCGUCCACGAAGCCCCACGCCCACGAAGAUGCUGGCUUGGGGCGAAGAGGACACGCCAAGCGCCGGAUCCAAUCUACGAGCUUUGUAUUUCUCACCCAGUGAUGAUGACUAUCCAGCGAGAGGUGACCACUCCGACGGUCUCAUCAACAGACUCAUCGAGGCAUGUCAAAUGGAUGAUGUUCGGCGCGCCUUCGGCAUUUACGAGAGGCUGAGACGACAGAGAGUACCGCUGUAUGAAGGAGUCUACAAGCUGAUCAUUGAGUGCUGUAUUCGAACUCAUCAGCUUGGUCAUGGAAUCCAGUUCUAUGAGACUCUCAAAAGCUCCGGUCAGCGAGUCUCCUCACGGAUCGUCAUUGUCUUGAUAGAGGCCUGUGCCAGAGAGCAGCACAGCGAAAAGGUGCACGCUCUUUGGCAGGAUUGGUGUCAGCCCAAUGAGCCGAUUCGCCCUUGUCAUCGUGAUGUCUUCAUGGCAACGCUUGCUGCUUUGGUCAGGACAAUGUGUCCUGAUCUGGCACUGGAGCUUCUGCAAGAUGUUCGACACAGGUCUGGUGACUCUACGUGGGUCCUCAAUGUGGAAGCGGAGGUCCAGGACUUGUUGCAGCUGGUGGACACAGCAGCAAGCGAGGCCAAGCACAAUGGAGAGCAGCUAGGCGACAGCCUGCUUGCAAGCUACAGUGAGCUACAGGAUCUGCUGCUUCAGCUACUUGAUGAAGCAGACAGCCAUGCAACCACUCCGAGAUACGGUCGACCGAAGAGUGUGGAACACGUGGUGGAGCACAGUGGAGGUCUACGCGAUGAUGAACUGCUUCUCAUGGAGGAUGUUGAUUUAGACUUGGAGCUUGCGGCGAUGUGAUCCUGGCAGUUUGGUCAGGUUUGUUAAUGCGUUUGGCCAUUGUAAGUGUACUUGUUUCAAUGUGGCCGUGUUCUGCCAAGACGGCAUAGCUUUAUCGGUAGGUCCCUCGUAUGUGCCUUGCUGAAACGGCAUCGCAACGCGAUGGGAGAGAACAAAGCGAGAUAAA
Durusdinium trenchii is the source of this 1661-nucleotide messenger RNA. The record is from the annotation of a GenBank genome assembly. NCBI's taxonomy places the organism in Eukaryota, Dinophyceae, Suessiales, Symbiodiniaceae.